UUGUUGUCAGCUAAAGUUCACUUUAAGAUAGACUGUAUAUAUUAAUAUUAAUGUGAUACAAAAUAAAAUAAUUUCUAAAUUUAUGUUGCAUAUUAAUAUGCAGUAGAAUUAUGUUUACAGUAAACUUGUUCUACUCCAAGAGUAAGUUAAUUUUGUAUGAGAUAAGAAGCUUCAUGAGUUUACCGACCAUUAACGUUUUUAAUGCUCGCACAAUUGAGAGAAAUCUAGAGUCAUAGAAAAAAAUUUAUUCCCUCUACUUCAUUUAUUUAAGUUAUCAAAACGUAUAUAAUUAGAGAUAAUCAUUAUUUUGAUAAUUAAAAUAAUUAAUUUGUCAAUUAAUUAAAAAUUUAUGCUUUAUAAUUUUUGACUUAUUUCAUUCCAGAAUUUUAUCGCAUGCAAUAAAUCAAAUGUUAAAUUAUUUUUUUUGCAUUUAAGUCUCAUAUAUUUCCAAUUUUCCUAAAACAUCUAGCCAAUGAGAUAGGGAUAUUUUGCAAAUUUUUUUUUUAAGAAGUAAUUACUUGAAGUAAAUUAACGAUAAUUGCAUGUUAUAUUAAAUGAAGAUGGAAUAAAAAAAGUUGGAAGAAUGAUUUCAGAGUGUUAAAUGAUUGGUUGUACUAAUGUCUACAGUAACUAUUAAGUUGUCACAAUGAGUGCGGUGCAAACGGAACGCAACAACGAGAUUGGACCAAAGGUCACAAACCUACAAACGAACAUUUUAAUUUAUCUUUUAUUGUCGCAAUUUCUCGUACAAAUUGGUACAUUCAUCUAUCUGUGUACAUACGUGUCAAGAUUGGAAAAAGAAUUUGACGAGCUGAUUUCCGUGGUAGCUACAGCGCAAGAUGCAGAAAAUACCAUCAAAUUUAUGCGAAAAAAACGUAGUAAUACACAUGCAGAAGAUAAUAUCGUCUCUGAAGAAUUUCGGAUAAAAGAUGAAAAAAGUGGAAUGAAGGAGAUGAAAAGGGCUACUAUGUCUCCAGAUGGAACAUUUGAUGAUCCAAUACCAAUCCAAAAUAACGACAGAUGGGUGUGGUUGACAGCUGACACUCGCGUGCCGUUUGAGGCAAUGGACACACUUUGCAGGAAAUCUGCUGAAUAUUGCCCACCUGGAUUACCUGGAGUCCAAGGGCCUCCAGGGAAUCCUGGAGACCGAGGAUUGCCAGGAGUUCGAGGUCCAGUAGGUCCUCCAGGACCCCCUGGAGAGCGAGGUCUUCGUGGUGAACCAGGACGACCUGGAAGAGAAGGACGUGAUGGUGUUCCAGGUGAGCCAGGAUUAGAUGGAGAUCCUGGAAGAAAUGGUAUGGAUGGAUUGCAAGGACCACCUGGUAAGCCAGGUCGAGAUGGUCAUCCUGGAAUUCCUGGCAGAAAUGGUACUGAUGGACAAAGAGGCUUAAAAGGUGACAAAGGAUCUCCUGGACAGAAAGGAGCAGCUGGUUUACCUGGUGUGCCCGGUAGUCCAGGAAUGCCAGGGAAUUCUACAGUAAUUGCUUGGAAAGUACCUAGGAAUGGUGAACUAUUAAUACCUCCAUCAAUCAUAAAUACAGGUCUGCCGAAUCAAGUUGUUUCUACAUUCGAAGGGUCUAAUCUGCGCUUGAACUGUGGUGCUAGUGGUCAUCCACAACCCGUUAUCCAGUGGUCAAAAAUUACUGGGAUGGCUAUACCAAUGGGAUCAUGGCAUGUUUCAUCUGUAAUUGGAUCAACCUUCAAUGUAGCUGUAGUUAGUCGAGAGCAUAUGGGAGAAUAUAUGUGCAUAGCUGACAAUGGAAUACCACCAAGAGCGACAUACAGAUUUAGGCUUGAUGUUCAUUUCUCCCCAUUUAUCAGGGUUUGCCAACAAAUUGUUCGAGUUCAAUUGCUUGGUCUAGCUACUCUAGAAUGUGAAGUUGAAGCUUAUCCUGUAUCAUCAAUAUGGUGGGAAAAAGGCAAUGUACCACUGAUGAAUCCACGUCCUAAAUAUCGAAUAGGAACAUAUUCUAAGAGCAAUAAUUAUAUGUUCAAAAUGCAAUUAAAUAUUACAAACGUAACAUCUUCAGAUUAUGGUUUAUAUCAUUGUGCUGUCAAAAAUAACUUGGGUCUUACUAAAGGGGCGAUAAGUGUUCAUAGUCCAGGUGGUAAAAAUAUGGUAAUAAACAAUACUGAAGUAGUGUAUGGUAAACCAGCUCCUCCUAGAGUUGAUCUUGAUGAUCUCUGUCCUGCUAAACCUUGCAAUACUUGUCCUGAACUUCAAUGUGGAUUCUCUGAUUUUGGAGGGUGCUUUGAAAUCAAAGAACUCAAGAGUACUGCUAAUUAUACUGGAUUACCUCCACGGCAAUGUGCGGGAAUACUCGGAGCAAUAGGUAAACCAGUAUUCAAAGGUAAUACUGAGUCCACUCAUGGCUAUUGGAUGUCUGAUACUUUGCCAAGAAGUGAUACUAGUCCUGAAAAAUUAUGGGCAAUGCGGACAGAUAAUACAUCACAUAUCUUUGAAUAUAUUCGAUUGAGUGAUAAUAAAAUAAGUCAAUCACGAGUCAUUAAACUUCCAUAUGAUUUUAAGGGCACUGGAUACAUCAUCUACAACGGAUCUUUAUUUUAUAAUCCCAAGAAUCGACCAUCAAUAUACCGAUUUGAUUUAUCAUCAAACGUGGAUAACAGAAUGGAACUUAUAUUGCCAGGUUUAUCAUCACCGGGAAGUAGUUUUCUUUAUUCAUCUGAUCAUGAUUCGAGCUAUGUAGAUUUUGAUGUUGAUGAAAAUGGUUUAUGGGUUAUUUAUGGGUUGCCUUCGAAUUUUACGGCAUUAUUAAAAAUUGAUACUCUAAGUAUGCAAGUUCAGCAAGGAUGGAAUAUAAGUAUUGACCAUCACAUGUUUGGUGAAAUGUUCAUUGCAUGUGGGGUGCUCUAUGCCAUUCACAAUGUUACUGACACUGAUCUAAAUAUUCGGUUGGCGUUGGAUCUAUACCGACAUGCAAUCCUCGACGCAUCUUUAUCGUUCACUAAUCCAUAUCGUAAAAUAACCAUGAUUCGGUACAAUUCUAGGACGAAGGAAUUGCAUACGUGGGAUAAUGGAAAUUUAUUAGCAUAUCCGGUAAAGUAUCGAGAUGGUGGUGACAGUGUUAGUGGAAUCGUCUAGUUAAAAAAUAAUCAUGACUAUCAAUUUACUAAAACUAAAGUUUGUAAAGAAAUUAUUACAAAGAUUUUUUUAACGUUAUACUUAAACAAAAAAUAACGGAAAUAAUGACUACACUUUUGAGAUGGUUCUUACUCAAGUAUUAUUUAAUUAUUAAUUAGAUAGUUAUUUUUUAUAAGGAAGAAAGUAGCAUUUUCUGUUAUUUUCAAAAGUUUAUAAAAUUUUUUUAUCAAUUAUUGAUUAAUGGAAUUUCUUUGUUUGAUUAUUAAAAAUGUAUGCCAGAUAUCACACCAAGUAUUGGAUCCAUGGUUCGGCUAAAAGAAAUUAACUCAAUAAAAUGAAUAAUACUAAAUUAAUUAAUAAGUACACAGUGGUUAAGUAGACAAGCGAAUAACUGAUUCAUUUGAAUGGCAAUUAUGAAUACAAGAUUGAAAUAGACUUAUGUGAUAAUAUCAUCUGGAAACUAUAAUAAUUUAAUUUAAAAUAAGAUCAAAACAAAGACCAAAAUGCCCAAAAGCCAAAUGGUCGAUCUAAUUGUUUAUAAUGGUUUUUAACUAUCAAUAUGAAAUUAGACAGAAAAAUACAAGAGGGAUUUUCGAAUAACAAUAUUGUCUUUAAAAAAGUACAAUUUAUUCUUAGCUAUGCCAUGAAUCCAAUAGUUAGGGUUUUAAUGGGGUAAUACAAUUGUCACUCAUAAUAUUCAUAUUUUAUUUUCGGUUAUUAUCUCAAGAGCAGUAUCAAAGUAAUGAAAUAUUCAAUAAUUAUUUAUAAAUGAACAGGAAUGAAUAUUUCAUUUUAUCGAAUGAUUUGUUUCUGUUAAUAAUAGUAAAGGGUCCAAUAUUUAUAACUAUAUAUUGAAAAAUCAUUUGAUUAAUAUUUUAUAUUUUUUUAUAAUAAACUUAGCAUAGUCGUGAUUAUCUUUAUACAAACUUAGAGUAUGUUCAUUUGAAAACAUUUAUAUAAUAAAAUAAAUUCAAGACAAAAU
Messenger RNA from Chelonus insularis, 4085 nucleotides. RefSeq lists its product as uncharacterized. Gene Ontology annotation, biological process: signal transduction. The record is from RefSeq and is a predicted model, not a curated record. Lineage: Eukaryota; Metazoa; Arthropoda; Insecta; Hymenoptera; Braconidae. The coding region runs from base 647 to 3103 and encodes 818 amino acids. The transcript is spliced from 15 exons.